AACAAAAACAAAGUUGAGUCGUUUCGUUGAGUCGGAAAAUGUCGCUCUGUUAACUGCUUUAUCACUGUCGAAAGUUCAAAAUCGACCCUUCUUUUUGUUUUAUUACUGCUUAAAGUAUUUUGUAAAACUGUAAAUAAUGCUGAUCACACUUAAAAAUCUUCAACAGCAAACCUUUCAAGUUGACAUCGACCCUUCUCAGACCAUUAAAGAUCUGAAGGAGCGAAUACAAGCUGAGAAGGGAAAAGACUACCCAGCUGCUAAUCAACGACUUAUCUAUGCCGGUAAAAUUCUCACAGAUGAAUCCCCAAUUAGUGAAUACAAUAUUGACGAGAAGAAGUUUAUCGUAGUGAUGGUGUCAAAGCCUAAGUCAGCCCCAACCCCCAGCACUGGCCCCGCUGAUCCUACAGCCCCGCCUGCGCAACCCGAGCCUGAGUCUAGGCCUAGCGAGGACAGACCAGCUGAGGCUAGGGCGGAGGCAGUACCUCCGGCUAACAUCUCUGCCGCAGAAUCAGCUUUGUUAAUGGGUGAGGAGUACAACACUAUGGUGCAGAAUAUUGUAGACAUGGGAUAUGACAGAGAUCAGGUAGAAGCAGCACUUAGAGCGAGUUAUAACAACCCAGACAGAGCUGUGGAGUACUUGCUGACCGGAAUACCAGCAGACACAGACAACGGGCCAGCUGAUGAAGACUCGCCACCUGCAGUCGCAGGUGAGCCCGGAGAGGAGCCACUGGCGUUCCUCAGGUCGCAACCUCAGUUCCAACAGAUGCGCUCUGUGGUGCAGCAGAACCCCGACCUCCUGAACGCAGUUCUACAGCAGAUCGGACAGACCAAUCCGGCGCUGCUGCAGCUCAUCUCUCAGAACCAGGAGGCUUUUGUGCGAAUGCUCAAUGAGCCCCAAGGUGGCGGUGGGGGCACCGGAACUGCUCCUCCCGCCGCAGCCAUGCCUCCUACAGCCGUCCCUGUCACUCCCCAAGACAAGGAGGCCAUUGAGAGGUUGAAAGCGCUUGGUUUCCCAGAACAUCUGGUGAUUCAGGCGUACUUUGCGUGUGAGAAAAACGAGAACCUUGCCGCCAACUUCCUCCUCUCUCAAAACAUGGAUGACUGAACUGCAAAGAUUAUUUAUUGUAUAAAGAAAACAACCCUCACGCCUUACCUGCACAGAUUCCUUGUAAAUUUCCUGUCGAUUCGAUUUGAUUAAAUUUGAGCUAAUCUUCAUCAUUCUUCCACGAUUUUGUCUGCAAAUAGAAAUUAUUUAAAGAAACUAUUUUGUUACGAUGUUUGUGCUAAAUAAACUUUAGUGUUGGCUUUAUUUUGGGAUAUGCCAGGAUUAUUUUGAUUUUUUUCAUGUUUUUAUUGUCUGUUUAUAAAGUAUGAAUGAGAUACUUUGCAUUCACUCAACUAACAUUUGAAUUUUGAUCAGAGUUUUAACUUAAAGAAUUUGAAGAUUCUGGGAAUAUCAAAGUGAGUUUCUUGUUUACCAUGAUACGAAAAGGAUUCUCAAAGGUUGAUAUAAGGCUUUUGUAAUAUUGUUUUGGUUUCAUAUUAAAUUAAUUGUAAGUAAAUUUUGUGAAUUA
Macrosteles quadrilineatus (aster leafhopper) is the source of this 1574-nucleotide messenger RNA. It is a transcript of the gene Rad23, whose product is annotated as UV excision repair protein RAD23 homolog B. Gene Ontology annotation, biological process: nucleotide-excision repair; proteasome-mediated ubiquitin-dependent protein catabolic process. Gene Ontology annotation, molecular function: proteasome binding; damaged DNA binding; ubiquitin binding. Bases 137 to 1105 code for a protein of 322 amino acids. Gene Ontology annotation, cellular component: nucleoplasm; cytosol. The transcript has 7 exons. Lineage: Eukaryota; Metazoa; Arthropoda; Insecta; Hemiptera; Cicadellidae. The record is from RefSeq and is a predicted model, not a curated record.